Neolamprologus brichardi is the source of this 5093-nucleotide messenger RNA. It is a transcript of the gene slc8a4a, whose product is annotated as solute carrier family 8 member 4a. NCBI's taxonomy places the organism in Eukaryota, Metazoa, Chordata, Actinopteri, Cichliformes, Cichlidae. Gene Ontology annotation, cellular component: sarcolemma; axon; postsynapse. The record is from RefSeq and is a predicted model, not a curated record. Gene Ontology annotation, biological process: cell communication; calcium ion import across plasma membrane; sodium ion transmembrane transport. Gene Ontology annotation, molecular function: calcium:sodium antiporter activity.
CUUCCAUUCCACACCACACUCACACUCCUCUUUCUUGUGUGCCACCAUCCCUCUGCUUGAUAUCCAUCUUGUCCUGAUCCGCGUACUGUGUGGUUUGCGUCCUCUCAAUCCUUCACCAUUCAUUCACGCCCACUCUCAUGUGCAGCCCUGUUUGGCUCCUUGCGUUAUCCAGCUCAGGCAGAAGAGCGAGGGAAUUUUUUUGCACUCAGUUUAUUUUUCGGAAAUAGAAAAUACAAUUAAAUUCUCUUUUUUAAAAUUAAUACUUUCUAAGAUUUUGUUGUUGUUGUUUUUUUGGACUGGUGUAAUUUAAUUUAUUAUUUUACGCAUCAACACGCAGUCAGGAAAGGAUAAAGCUGAAAGCGCCUCGUGGUUUUUGAAUAAUUUACUUAGCUUUGCGGAGGGUGUCGCGGUGGUGGAAGAAUGGGAAUUUAAUGAGGGGAACUAUUCCGGCUGUGUUAAGUUUGCUGAGGUAGGGUACUUGUGAAAGAAAAAAGAGAGAGAAAGAAAACAAGCACCGGGGAAAGCUACGCGUCAUUUCCAAGACACCAGCAACAAGCCAACACCAUUACACCAGCCUGCCGUGUGAAUGGCACACGGGGUGUCUUCCUCUGUUGAACUGGUGCAGGGUAGCCACGCUGUGACCGGGAUCCAACUGAGAUUCUGGGCUUUCCAGCAGCAUGAAAGAUAAGUUCAUCUCCUGAGGCUAGAACUUCCACUCUGGGUUGACUCACUGACAGCUGCAUCCAGAGGUUCAUGCGAACCUUCACAUGUCACGUGCACUGAUCUCUAGCAUUAGAAGACUCAAAGCAUCACCACACCAUCAUGUUUCUACACAAGCGUAUCUUGAACUGCACUCCACCUGCCACACCAUGCAUGUUCAUCUCUCUUCUGCUGGUUCUCCUCCCGGGAGUCACCCGUUUCUCCUACGGCAGCAGGGAUGAUGACAUCGGCAGCAGCCCAGGCAACUGCUCCAGUGAUGACAACUGCUCCGAGGGCGUGGUGCUGCCCAUGUGGAAUCCCCAGAACCCCGCAGUGGGUGACAAAGUGGCACGUGCCAUUGUUUACUUUGCCGCUCUCAUAUACAUGUUCCUGGGCAUGUCCAUCAUCGCCGACCGGUUCAUGUCUUCUAUCGAGGUCAUCACCUCUCAAGAAAAGGAGAUCACCAUCAAGAAGCCUAAUGGCGAGACAACAACAACCACUGUGCGCAUCUGGAAUGAAACGGUCUCCAACCUGACCCUGAUGGCCCUGGGCUCCUCGGCACCAGAGAUCCUGCUGUCUGUCAUCGAAGUGGUCGGCCAUAACUUUGAAGCGGGAGCUCUGGGUCCCAGCACCAUCGUGGGCAGCGCUGCUUUCAACAUGUUCAUCAUCAUCGCUAUCUGUGUCUAUGUGGUGCCGGAAAAUGAAACCCGCAAGAUAAAACACCUGCGGGUGUUUUUUGUCACCGCAGCCUGGAGCAUAUUCGCCUACAUCUGGCUGUAUCUCAUCCUGUCAGUGUUUUCCCCCGGAGAAGUGCAAGUCUGGGAAGCAGUCCUGACCUUCCUCUUCUUCCCCCUGUGCGUUCUGCAAGCCUGGAUCGCAGACCGCCGCCUGCUCUUCUACAAGUACGUCCACAAGCGCUACCGAGCCGACAAGACCCGCGGCAUUAUCAUCGAGUCAGAGGGAGAUGCCAUGUUCACUAAGAUGGACUUGGAGAUGGAUGGACAGGGUGUGAACUCUCACACUCACCCCAAAGAGGCUCUGGAUGGGAUGCUGGAGGGCGUGGAGGAAGGUGGUGGGAUGAGCGCGGAACAAGAUCAAGAAGAAGAGGCCCGCAGGGAGAUGGCUCGUACUCUAAAAGAGCUAAAACAGAGGCACCCGGAUAAGGACAUGGAGCAGCUCAUCGAGAUGGCCAACUAUCAAGUGCUGGUCCAGCAGCAGAAGAGCAGGGCCUUUUAUCGCAUUCAAGCUACGCGCAUGAUGAUCGGAGCGGGGAACAUCCUGAAAAAGCAUGCAGCUGACCAGGCCAGGAAGGUGGUGAGCUGUCAUGAGGCCAGCGGGCAAGAGGAAGAUCCUAACACUAUCUACCUGCAGUUUGAAGACUCUCAUUAUCAGUGCUUUGAGAACUGCGGCUCACUAAAGCUGACCGUGAGUCGGCACGGAGGAGAAAGUGGCUGCACUGUUAAGGUGGAAUACCGGACGGAGGACGGGACUGCCAAUGCAGGUUCAGACUACGAGUUUGCUGAGGGCACUUUGGUCUUCAAGCCUGGCGAGACAACCAAAGAGUUCACUGUUGGCGUGAUCGACGAUGACAUUUUUGAAGAGGACGAGCACUUCUACGUACGCCUCAGCAACCCGCGCAUCGUGCACAGAGCCGAGGUCUCAGUCCUGGAGCCGAGCUCCAUCACCUCCAGCAACAGCAUGGUGGGCCUUCCCUCCCAUAUCCCUCCGAAGGCGGCACUGGGCAAUCCUCACAUCGCCACCGUCACCAUCUACGACGACGACCACGCUGGCAUCUUUACGUUUGAGAGCAACUCCACAAGGGUCAGCGAGAGCGUUGGCAACAUGCAGGUGAAGGUUCACAGGACAUCCGGAGCACGGGGAAAAGUGGCUGUGCCCUACCACACUGUCGAGGGGACCGCCAAAGCAGGGGAGGACUACGAAGAGGUGUCCGGCAAGCUGGAGUUUCAGAACGAUGAGACCAUGAAAUUGCUGAAUGUGAAGAUCAUUGAUGAUGAGGAGUACGAGAAAAACAAGACAUUCACAAUUGUGUUGGAGGAGCCCAUACUGCUGGAGGUGGGACAGAGACACGGUGACACUAAUGACAACAAGACAGCAGUGGGUCCGGAGGACGUGUCAAAGAUGGGCUGCCCAUGUCUGGGAGAGCACACCAGGCUGGAGGUGGUCAUUGAGGAGUCUUAUGAAUUCAAGAGCACAGUGGACAAGCUGAUCAAGAAAACGAACCUGGCUCUUGUUGUAGGGAGCAGCAGCUGGAGAGAGCAGUUUGUUAGUGCCGUCACUGUCAGCGCAGGUGACGACGAUGAGGAGGAGAGCGGGGAGGAACGCUUGCCGUCCUGCUUUGAUUACAUUAUGCACUUCCUGACAGUUUUCUGGAAGGUCCUCUUUGCUUUCGUCCCACCGACUGAAUACUGGAACGGCUGGGCCUGCUUCUUUGUCUCUAUUUCCCUCAUUGGCGUUCUGACAGCUGUGACCGGGGACCUGGCCUCACAUUUCGGCUGCACAGUCGGUCUCAAAGACUCGGUCACCGCAGUGGUGUUUGUGGCCCUCGGCACUUCUGUUCCAGACACUUUUGCAAGUAAGGUGGCUGCCAUCCAGGAUCAAUAUGCUGACGCCUCUAUUGGAAAUGUGACGGGCAGCAAUGCGGUCAACGUGUUCUUAGGCAUCGGAGUGGCGUGGACCAUUGCAUCAGUUUACUGGCAAACCAAAGGCAAGGUGUUCAAAGUGAACCCGGGGUCCCUGGCCUUCUCCGUCACCCUCUUCACCAUCAUGGCGCUGGUGUGCGUGCUGGUGCUGCUCUACCGCCGACGUCCCGCCGUGUCUGGAGGAGAGCUCGGUGGCCCACGGACAGCCAAGCUUCUCACCUUCUUCCUCUUCCUCUCUCUCUGGUUCAUCUACAUCCUGUUGGCCUCCUUGGAGGCGUACUGCCACGUGCCUGGCUUCUGAGACAGAGGGAAAGGCACAGACACAAGUCCUUUCCUUGUUUUUACAAUUUACUGAACGUGUUUUCUCUCCGUUUUUGUCUAUUUUCACAAAGGUUUAUAACUAUUUGUAUCAUUAGUUAUUAUUAAUACGGCACAGUAUCUGACUGACUCUGAUUCUUUGGACUUUGGUACUUUGCUCCCACCUAUGCUGUGAAGGAUACCUUUAGCCACUGAAAAUGAAGCUCUCUUGACUUUAUUCCUUUUUUGAAAUAUUAUAUCACAUGACACAUUUAUCUAAUCAUUUCUAUCACCAUAAAUUAUAUUCUGUCACUUGAUCCAUACAGACAGCUUUUGGCAUUGGAUCCUUUCUCUCUCUGUGGACAAAUUAUUUGAAUUUUUAGAUGUUAAGAAAGCACAAGAUUGAAGAAAACGUCUAGAAGAAUUCUCCUUUUUGGCCUUUGUUAUAUAGCGGAAACUUAAAGAUGGUGCAUGGGACGGCAUUAGAUAGUACUUGGCAUUUACAUUAAGUGGAAGACAGAAGUGACCAGUAAAACAUAUUUGUGUGAUGAUAUUUAUUACUUAGUCUGUACAAUGAUUCAUUGUAUAUCAUGUAAAAGAUGAACAUUGUGCGUGAGAGUGUUGUGAAAGGUGUGCUUAGUUUUGCACGUUAUCAGAUAACAACAGUUUCUUGGUAAUAUAUUUUAAAGUACUGUAUGUAAUAUUUUGACAUGGGUGUUGAUGUGUUGAUGUGUUUGUGUACAUGUGAAUCACAGCUGUAUCAUACUCUAUUCACUGCCUGGUGCACUGUCAUGUUUGACAUAGCCAAGGGUUUUUUUUUGGAAAAAUAGCCUUUUUUUUUAAGUCAACCUGAGCAGAGUGCCUGCUUUUAAUUGUACAAAUAGUUUAAGCACAUUUAUGAUUUUUGUGUAUGCGUGUGUGUAGGUGGUGAGUGUGUGCUCUUUUGCACUCCAGCACAAAUUGUCAAAAAGCAUGGCACUGUCUCCAUUUUGGGGUGGUUUGUUGGUAACAGAAGAGAAACAGAAUUUGAAUAUGGAUAUUAAAAGGACUGCAGUUUUCUUAUCUGUCAUGCUGACACUGUGAACAUUAUUCAACAAUAUCUCUUUUAGGAAAAGCACAGCAGAGAGCAAACGGGCUCUUUUAAAUGAGAGUGGAGUACACUUUGUCACAUCACAAUCACCAAACAAGUCCGUCAUUUGACAUGGAAAAUGUGCUAAAAGAGAAGACAUGUACAGUGUGUCCCGAGAGUGUCUCCUUGUGUUGCUCAGCAGUUGAUACUGAAAUCUGUUUUUUAUUUAACCUAGAAUCUGUAGAGCCAUAUUUAUUGUAACAGUAUAAUAGUAGAGGUAUUUAUAUGAUCGAUUUUAGUUUUAUUGAUAUGCACGUUUAAUGUAUAAAAAAAGUGGAAAUAAAUGUUGCUCAUUUAUUAUGCCGUUA